This is a messenger RNA of Anopheles funestus (African malaria mosquito), 970 nucleotides long. It is a transcript of the gene mRpL18, whose product is annotated as 39S ribosomal protein L18, mitochondrial. Gene Ontology annotation, cellular component: ribosome; mitochondrion. NCBI's taxonomy places the organism in Eukaryota, Metazoa, Arthropoda, Insecta, Diptera, Culicidae. The transcript is spliced from 2 exons. Gene Ontology annotation, molecular function: structural constituent of ribosome; 5S rRNA binding. Bases 34 to 552 code for a protein of 172 amino acids. Gene Ontology annotation, biological process: translation. The record is from RefSeq and is a predicted model, not a curated record.
CAAACACAUCCCAAAGGAACAACUGACUGAACCAUGGCGGCGAGCGCAAAGAAAAUUCUUUCCAAAAUUCGCCAAACAAAUCAAAUCGCAGAGGGAACGUUGUACGUAGUGAACAGAAACCCUAGAAAUCUCGAACGUUUGCGAUUGGCAUACAAAACAGACGGCUAUCAUCUGGAAAGACCCGUUCGAAACUUUUGGCACAGGUUGGAAUUGAAUGCAAGCAACAAAUACGUUACAGCCAAAUUGGUGCAUUUUGAAAACGGUACCGUAGUCGAAUGUAGCACUACGGAAUGGGCUUUAAAGCGCCACCUUUACAAAGGGAAUGACUUUACAGCGUACAGUACGCUGGGUAAAGCCUUCGCAUCACGCUGUCUGGACGCCGGACUUACCGAAAUGCGAUGUGAUCUGAAACCAACAACCAGUAUAAAGGUGGACGCAUUUCUUCGUGCUGUAGAAGAGAGUGGUAUUCGAUUACAAGAACCAGAACGCAUACGUCCAACGUACUCGUGGGAUAUGGAAAGACCAGAAAAACCAUGGGAAGUGACAGAGUAACACAACACAGAAUUACAUGGUGGUUUAGUGAGCUACGGUUUAUUACAUCAAUAAACGAUAAGCUGUUUCAUUGUAAUGUAGUUUUCAAUCCUUACUGCUCGUACUUGUGCUUGAUGUCUUGCCACAAUUUCUGUAAAGAGAAACAAAAAAGGAUCAGUAUGCAUUACAUAAUAAACGCGCCUCGUUGGUAACGAUGCUGCAUUGAGCACUUACCCCUUUGUUAUGGGAUUCGAACACCACAUCGGUAAUCAUAUCGAAGCCGCGCUCGAAGAAAAAUACACAUCCCGCAAUUCCGACCAAGUAUGUGGACGUGCGUUUCAGCAGCACAUUGUUUAGCAGCUUCAUUUUGAUUUGAUUCGACGACCGCAGAAGUUUCUUUUGCACUUGCAAUCACAACACGGGCGAAGAAAAUUGCAAA